UUCAACUAACAAUUAUAUACUAAUUAUUCAACUUACAAUUAUAUACUAAUUAAUAUACUAACAAUUGAAUUUAAAAUAAAUAUAAUAAAUAUUUUCUUAAUUAAACCGAACCAGUCAAGACCUAGUCCGACAAGUCGAGGUGGACGGCAUCCAAGUAUCGGGCCAGGUCCAACGCCGACAAGGAGACGGAGAAAAAAAAUAAAAAAAUACCUUUCGACGGCGGCGACGACUGCUACAGCGGCGAGAGGGAGCUCGAGUGGAUUGGAUCUCGGGAGGUCGGCAACGGCUGUGGUCUGUGGCUGGCGGCGGAGGUUGCAAGGUGGCUGGCGGCGGUUGUGGCUGGCGGAGGUCGAGGCUGGUGACGGAGGUCGAGGCUCGCCGGCCGGAGGGAGCAGCGGCGGUUGGAGGUUUUUGGAUAGAGGUGAGGGGUUGGGUUGGGUUGGAUUUGAUUUGGGGUAGAUAGGUUUAGGGUUUUAAAUUAGAGCAGGGACAAAUUCGUCAUUUUUUGUAACUAUAGGCGACAAAUAGUAAAACUACGGGCGGCAAAUAGCUAUUUUUUUUCCUAUUGUCCAAUGGACUAAUUUUAAUUUAUUUAUCAGAUACUCACAACAAUAGAAAAGUUUUGAGUAUGUUUGUGUUGGUUUGUUACUUUGUUGCAUGCAUGUGCACUCUUUUUCUUUUCUCCUCCUCCCUGCAAAUUCCGUCCAAUCUUAUUAACAUGUUUCCCAAUUAUAAAAGAAAAAAGAAAGAGCUUUUUUUUUUUUUUUUUGUUGGGAUCCCCAUUAUUGUUUUGUUUUUCCAUCUUUUCGUUUCUUCUCCUCCAAUUAAAACAAGGGAGGGAAAACGGACCCAAAAAGGUUCCGUUUUCAUUUUAUGGCCUCUGUUUCUCAAUUUGGCCCGAAACCCCGAUGCUAAUCAGAUUCUUCUGAGAUUUUGCUUUCCUUCCUUCCUUCCUGCCUGAGUUUAUUCAUGGCUUCCUUUGUUCUUCAUGGAGGUAAUAAUCCAAUAGAAAAGAAGAAGAUAAAAACAUGGAAGUCUGUUUUUUGUAUUUCUGUUUUUCCCUUGUUUCUAACUUUAGCCUCUGCAAUUUUUUUUAUGGCGCAGGCCUAUAAUCUAGGAUGUGGCAGAGCUCAGAAUCGGAAAUGGGAAGUCGGAAUCAAGCUCCAGGAAUCUAAGGUUUUGGUCUUCUCAGAACAAUUACUAAUGGAGAUGAUCAAAGAUGCAGACUUUGAUCUGGGUUUUCUCAGGAAGGCUGAGCUUGUAAAUGUUUGCUAGAAGAUAUCUAUAUCUAUAUAGAAACAGAGUAAACCCAAAACCCAGAAAGCAAAAGGGUUUUUCUUUUUUAUCAGUAUGGAUGAAACUCCGACGAGCUCGCCGGCUGUGACCAUGCAGCACACGCCGGCGCGGAGGAAGAAGAUUGCGAAGCAGCUGACGGGGAAGAAAGGAGACACUUCGCUGCAUUCCGCGGCAAGGAGCGGGAACAUGGCUGCCGUAGUGGAAAUCCUAUCCGGGAGCGACGAGGAGGAAUUGAGGGAGGUUUUGGUGGUUCAGAACCAGUCCGGCGAGACCCCCCUCUACGUGGCGGCCGAGUACGGGUACGUUGACCUGGUCAGGGAGAUGAUCCAGUACUGCGACGUCGCCGACGCUGGAAUCAAGGCCAAGAAUGGAUUGGACGCCUUCCACAUUGCCGCCAAGCAAUCGGAUAUAGAUGUUUUGAGGGUGCUGAUGGAGGCUCAUCCAGAGCUAGCAAUGACAGUAGAUCUGUCAAACACGACGGCGUUGCACACGGCGGCGAUGCAAGGCCACAUCGAGAUAGUCAACUUUCUUCUGGAAGCUGGGAGCAGCAUAGCCACCAUUGCCAGGAGCAACGGCAAGACAGCCCUGCAUUCCGCUGCCAGAAACGGACACGUCGCGGUGGUAAGGGCACUGGUUUCGGCGGAGCCAGCGAUCGCAACAAGGACGGACAGAAAGGGCCAGACGGCGCUUCACAUGGCCGUCAAAGGCCAGAACGUUGCCGUCGUGGAGGAGCUGAUCAAGGCUUCACCUGAGAUUUUGAACUUGCUCGACAACAAAGGCAACACUCCUUUGCAUAUCGCUAGCCGAAAAGGCAGAGCACCGAUAGUGAAAUUGUUGCUCCAACACAAUGAAUUGGACACGAAAGCGGUGAACAGAAUGGCGGAGACGGCGCUCGACACGGCGGAGAAGAUGGGUCAAGACGAGGUGAAAGCCAUACUCGAAGAACACGGCGUUGAGAGCGCAAAAAACCUCAAUCCGCAGAACCGAAACCCGGCCCGAGAACUGAAACAGACGGUGAGCGAAAUCAAGCACGAGGUUCACUACCAGCUCGAGCACACCCGACAAACCCGAAAGCGGGUUCAGGGGAUCGCGAAGCGACUGAACAAAAUGCACGCCGAGGGCCUCAACAACGCCAUCAACUCCACCACCGUCGUCGCGGUCCUGAUCGCCACUGUGGCCUUCGCCGCGAUCUUCACCGUCCCAGGCCAGUACGCCAGUGACCCGACCCAGAUGCUCCCCGGCCAGACCCCGGGCGAGGCCAACAUUGCACAUCGGGCACCCUUCAUGGUGUUCUUCCUCUUCGACUCUGUCGCGCUGUUCAUAUCGCUGGCGGUGGUGGUGGUGCAGACGUCCGUGGUGGUGAUCGAGAGCAAGGCGAAGAAGCGGAUGAUGGCGGUGAUCAACAAGCUGAUGUGGAUCGCCUGCGUCCUGAUCUCGGUGGCGUUCCUUGCGCUGUCGUUCGUGGUGGUCGGCGAGAGCGAGAUGUGGCUAGCGGUUACCGUGGCGAUCAUUGGGACGGUGAUAAUGGCGACAACACUCGGCACGAUGUGCUAUUGGGUGAUUAAGCACCGGAUUGAGCUGUCCAAUCUGAGAAGCAUUCGCCGAAAUUCUAUGAACAGUCGGUCUCUAUCGUUUUCGGCUUCGUAUAUGUCGGAUUCCGAACUGCUUAAUAACGAGUUCAAAAACAUGUAUGCCAUUUAGAAUUUGCUCAUCUUUUUUUUACUUACACUUCUUGUAUAUUUUUGUCACCAAACUAAGCCGUAGAAAUAUCGAUGUAACCGCUAACCGGCCGAUUGGAGCAAUCUUCAGCUUUAUAAACGAUGACUUGUUCG
Molecule: messenger RNA, 3128 nt
Organism: Linum trigynum
Lineage: Eukaryota; Viridiplantae; Streptophyta; Magnoliopsida; Malpighiales; Linaceae
Source: the annotation of a GenBank genome assembly